AUGGAGAGAUGCAUUAUACCACGGACCGGGAAACUUCACUGGAUUUGGGGAAAAAAUGAAGAGCGGCUCGAGGUUCUGGCGUCUUUGUGUGUAGUGGAUAUCAGCCUCUCCUUGCUGUCCGGAAUGGCUCUCGGGAUAACGUCCUCGUCCUCCGCUCGAGGCGUUUGCGUCUAA
Messenger RNA from Neurospora hispaniola, 174 nucleotides. RefSeq lists its product as uncharacterized. The transcript has a single exon. Lineage: Eukaryota; Fungi; Ascomycota; Sordariomycetes; Sordariales; Sordariaceae. The record is from RefSeq and is a predicted model, not a curated record. The coding region runs from base 1 to 174 and encodes 57 amino acids.